Molecule: messenger RNA, 2183 nt
Organism: Silurus meridionalis
Lineage: Eukaryota; Metazoa; Chordata; Actinopteri; Siluriformes; Siluridae
Product: serine/threonine-protein kinase/endoribonuclease IRE1-like
Exons: 9
Coding region: 477-2003 (508 amino acids)
Biological process (GO): intrinsic apoptotic signaling pathway in response to endoplasmic reticulum stress; protein phosphorylation; IRE1-mediated unfolded protein response
Cellular component (GO): IRE1-TRAF2-ASK1 complex
Molecular function (GO): protein serine/threonine kinase activity; RNA endonuclease activity; ATP binding
Source: RefSeq, a predicted model, not a curated record
ACCUCCUGAUGUUCAAUGAACCAAGUGUUGAUCUCCAGAGCUCCUUGUUGUUGCUCUAAGCAGAGAAUAUGUUCCUUCAUAAAUUAUUGCAUACCAAAUUAUUCAUGUUUUAAAAAAUUAAAAUGAGAAACAUGUUUGUGGUUAGAUUAGGUGAAGUGUUUAAACAUGUUGCUGUGAUUGUGUUGCGCUGGAACAGUGUGUGUGAGAAGGUUUGGAUGCUCCUUGUGAGCGUGUAGAUCUUUACUUUAAACGAAUGACUGGUGAAAUGAUCUAAACGGGGACAGCGACGGAUGGUGGUUACAGCAUGCGAUUACCAACCAUCACCGCUAGGAGGCGCGCAAGUCAAACUGAUAAUGUUGAGAAGACGUUGAGAUUCUGACGUCAAUUUCCCGCGAAUUUCAUCAAACCGAAAGAGAAAAAUAGCUUCAGUCCCGGAACCUGAAUUCACUAAAAACACCUCAUUUACAGACACUUAAAUGCAAAGGAUGGAUGAUGAAUUUUGUGCUGCCUUUGUUGAUGCCAUGAGGGAGGAGCUUAUCCAGAGGGUUUGCUCCGUGAUGCCUGUGGCUGAUUAUCUGUUACAAAGAAAGCAUAUUAGUAGAGAAACAUAUGAAGAAAUCACUGCAGCGAGUACCAGGAUUAAGAAGAUGAGAGAAAUCUAUCGGUCAUUAAACAACAAGCAAAGCAAAGCUGCAUUUUGUGAAGCCCUCAAGCAACAGGAACCAUACCUUCUCGAAGAACUGGAUGGACAUUUCAGGAGCUCAGAAAGCACAGGAUCAUCAGAAGUGUCCAGUGAAACUCACCAAAAGCUCAAUGAAUGGUGGAAGAAAAACAGCAACAAAUACAGAAGCAAAUUCGAGGCCCUCCUUAAAGAUCCUGAUCUGAAGACCCUAGGAAACGGGAAACUUUUCACGUGUGAGGAGAAUAAAUACGAGAUAGGAAGUGGAGCCGAUGGAACCUGUGUAUAUAUUGGAAUGAGGGAUGAUGGUACCGAGGUUGCUGUUAAACGCAUGAUAAAGAAUAACCAUAAACAACUGAAGGAUGAAAUGACUGUCCUGCGAGAUCGAAAGCUGGAGCACAAGAACAUUGUGAAAUAUAUAGAUUUCACAGAGGACAAGAAUUUUGUUUACCUGUGUCUCCAACUCUGUGAGUAUAAUUUUGAAGAAUACAAGAAAACUAAAGAAAUGGACCAGGAUGCUUUGAAGAAAGUAACAAAGGAAGUGCUUCUUGGAUUGAAAGUCCUCCACGAUGCUGGUAUCAUCCACCGAGAUAUAAAACCCACCAACAUUUUAAUUGAUGUUGAUGGAAAUGUGAAAUUGGCUGACUUUGGUCUAAGUCGCAAAAUAAGCCAAGAUGCAAGUACAGUGCACACCACAAGAGCUGGGACCCGAGGCUGGGAGGCGACAGAGAUCCUGAAUGGGAAUGUCGAUGGACCGUGUGGGUACAAGCUGAGCACUGACAUUCAGGUGGCUGGAAUGCUGGUGUAUUACAUCCUCUCUGGUGGUGAUCAUCCUUUUGGCAAACAGUCUGAAGUAGAAAAAAAUAUUCACGAUGGAAAAUACCACCUAGAUGAACAGACUGAUGUGGAAGCCAAAGAUCUGAUUGAGAAAAUGCUGGCACCUAAACCAGAAGAGAGGAUGUUGGCCAAGGAGGCUGUAGAGCAUCCGUAUUUCUGGGACGACAAGAGGAGAGACAGUUUUUUCAGGUUCAUCGGGGACAAUGAAGCAGUGCAGAAAUGGAAAGAUACAGAUCCUAAGCUUCGAGAAGCUCUGAGAAAAUAUGGAAAGUUUAACGAAUGGAAAUCGAAGAUUACAGAUUUACAAGAUCGUGAAAAAAAACUCCCUGAUGAUUUGCAUGGUCUGCUGCGUUUCCUCCGGAACAGACUGAUUCAUGAAAAAGAAAAAUUCAACAAAAACAACAUGUAUAAAGAUUUGUUUCCUGAAUUUUAUAUCAGUGCAAACCAGUUGGCCAAAGAAAUGGGUUGGAACUGGGAGGAUAAAUGAGGGACAUGAUUUAUGUUCUCACCCUGGACCGCCCUGAACAUCCCCCCGGGUUGCACUUGCUUUUAACUAUUCAUAUGGCUUAGCAAUUUAGUAAAUCCAAUAUAUGUAGUGAAAUGUGCGCUCGGCACAAUGAUGAUUAUUUUCAUGUAUUAUUCAAAUAAAGUGAUUUUUUUUAAUUCA